GUGAAACCAAAGUAAACCAUCGUAUCUUAAGCAAAACGUACAGUUCGGUUUAUUUUUAAAGAGUUAUUUACCCUUGAGUCGCUACUUGAAUGUAUCUUUAAUUCUGGCGGUUUAAUUCCAGAGGCAGUCUGUUGAUUUCUUCUGCUUCUAUUUGAAGUAAGCGUUUUUGAAAAUAAAUUUUAUUAGAAAUAUUAAAAGUCAGAGGUCAGCUGUAAAAACUGUGCUGCUCCAUGCAGUAGCUAAAACUUUUUCUUCAGUUUUGUUUACUUUAAUCUGAGUUAGUACGAAUUCGGAGGAGGUUGUGAUGGGAGAGGGAAAAUCAGAGCUAGAUGAACUCAGUAACAGCUAUAACGAAUUGAAUUCCAUCAAGGAAAAACAAGAGAAGAGAGUUAGAUAUCUCGAAACAAGGGCGAUAAAUUUGGUGACCUCCUAUUGUUUCUACCAAGGAACUCAGUAUCAUUACGAGUCGAACUUAAUAGAGUUGGAGAUUUUACACUACCAGAUGGUCAUAGUCCAAAAUAACCACACGCAGAUUAGAGAUAGAUAUCAGCAGCAACAGCAACAACAGGAGCUGAAACCAGAUAUGUUCAAAGUGUACCAGCGGUAUGCUUAUCUUUUUGCUAUCUCAUUUGCCUUGGUUGCCUUUACAGUUGUGAUACUACAUGCCAAUUGGACUAUUCCAUGCAUUCGUUGAAGCCCCAAAACGCCAAGAAGUGGUUGAGCUCUUCCAGACAAUCCUAUAAUACAUAUUAUGUAUCUAGGUUUUAUGAAUUUGAUCGUCCACUUUUCCAGUCCUAGUUUUGUAAUAGUUUGUCUACGUCUCUCAAGAGAUAAGUUUCAUCUUAAAUCUGUUAGUUAUAACAAUAAGGCAAUAAGGAGCUAGCGUUGGCAAGACUGAUGCGCAUAUACAUAUAUAUAUAAACGAUAUAAUUGUACUCCAGGUCUAGGUCUUGUGGAUUUUACAGCUUUGUAUGAGUACUGGUUGUUUGUGCCACCGCCGCCGCCGCAGUUAGAAGUCACGAGUACUUAUAAUGUAUUUUGCUGGUUUGAUAUUGGUAGUUAUGCAAAUAAUAAAAUUUCUGUGGGCUUUUGUAUAUAUUCGUUCA
Molecule: messenger RNA, 1106 nt
Organism: Pistacia vera
Lineage: Eukaryota; Viridiplantae; Streptophyta; Magnoliopsida; Sapindales; Anacardiaceae
Exons: 2
Coding region: 305-694 (129 amino acids)
Source: RefSeq, a predicted model, not a curated record